Molecule: messenger RNA, 4540 nt
Organism: Nymphaea colorata (pocket water lily)
Lineage: Eukaryota; Viridiplantae; Streptophyta; Magnoliopsida; Nymphaeales; Nymphaeaceae
Product: putative E3 ubiquitin-protein ligase LIN
Exons: 15
Coding region: 222-4256 (1344 amino acids)
Biological process (GO): protein ubiquitination
Molecular function (GO): ubiquitin-protein transferase activity; protein binding
Source: RefSeq, a predicted model, not a curated record
GCCACGCCAUUCUGGUGGGGCCCCACCGGACUCCGGAGUUCCGACGACGACGUGGACAUUGAAGUAAUAUUUGGAAGACACGAGGCGAUUUUGACGGGCUCGACUACUUAAUAAUCGCGCGCAUUCCUCGGCUCCUGCCUUCGCCGCCAGGCAGCGCCACCACUGCUGCCGUACCCUCCGCCACCAGCAGCAGCCGGGGAAGUCAGCCCCGGCGGACCACGAUGAGCUCCGCAACGGUUUCCAAUUUCCUCCACCAGGCGUCGCUCUUCUCUAAAGAAGUACUCUCACAGCCGGAUGCCCGCUUACGCCUCCGGCGUUCCCUCGUUGCCCGCCCGUCGAGCAACGCAGAACCCUCCCUCUCUUCCCUCCAGCUCGCCGCCGAAACCCUCGACCGCGCCAUCCUCGCUCCCGACUCGGACUCUCGUCUGGACCUACUAGACCGCGCUGAGGAGCUCCUACUCUCUGCCCUAGGGGGUGAUCCCCACACCUCCGCCGUCGCGUUCCUCCACCUCGCCGUCGUCUCCACUCUCCGUGGCAAUCCGGUCCGCUCCGCUCGAUUCCUCCUCGAUGCCUUCGCUUCCGACCCGUCUUCCGCGCGCGGCGAUCUCGCGCCAAAGGUAUGGGAAGAAUCCCUCGUGCAACCACUCCUCCCGCUGCAUCGGCUGUUCUAUGCCGAGAAGCAGGCGAUCCUUGCUUCCGUCUCGUCGGAGUUCCAAGACCGGCAGGGAUCCAUGUCGGCGUUGGAUUUCUCGUUCACGAGCGAGUCGCUCGCCUUCGACGAGGCCUCUCGCCGGCAGCUGCUGUCGAGAAUGAGCAACGAGACGGUGGAGGAGCUGAGGAUGCUGGAGGAUGCUUACGAGGAAGCUCUAGACGAGAACACGAAGCUUCUGGCCAACUUCUUGAGGGAAUUUCUGGAGAAUUCAGAGGGCAAAGAGCUUACGAACACUAAGAAGAAGAAAAAGAAGAAGUUCUUCGUGCCGGUGAUUCAUAAAGUGAGGGGAAUUAGGGUUUCGGGAGCAGAGAAGCUGCCGGAGAAGACGGGAGACGCCGGAUUCCGCGACGGACGGUAUAAUCCAAUCUCGGACGAGGAGGGUGCCACUGACCUCUCCUCCACCUCCAUAACUGAAAAGCCUUUGGUUUCGUGGCGGCGUAUGGUUCCUGCCGACCUUAAAACAGAAGUCGUAAGCACUAGCUCGGAUUACAGCAGUCUUCUAAUGGAAGGACUGGUCCUUUCCUCAGCCCAUUCCCUUACUUCUUCUGACACGGAGGACGAAGAGGAGGAUGGCAUGCACGGAGACACCUCAUUUUGUGAGCGUAAGCGGGGAACUGGCGAACAAGCAGAAACAAGCUGUUCACUGGGCUUGUUAAUGGAUGCGUCUGACCAUGGUUCGACGACCCACCAGCCUGUGCUGUCAACAGAUUUCUUGUACCCCAUAACGGGUCAAGUCUUUGACGAUCAGGUGACGCUAGAAACGGGACAAACUUAUGAGCGAAGUGCCAUUCAGGAGUGGAUUGAGGGAGGGAGGAAAGACAUAUGCCCUAUUAAGCACCAAAAACUGUCGGCCACCAUCCUGCCCAAAACCAACUGUGUUCUAAAGGAUCUCAAUGCGAACUGGAGGGAGAAGAAUGCAGGUUCAGCUAAGGAGACCAAAGUCCUUGUUCAAUCUAAAUAUGAAAGCCCUGAAAUCGGUCUCUCGGGUUCAAUGAAACUCAAACACUCCUCGUCCGAAAUUAGUGUUACCAGCCAGGUUGAUGGGAUCGUCCCGGAGCUCACAUCGGAUAUAAGCAAGCUCUGGUUGUCAGGAAGUCUGCAUGAAAUAGAGAAUUCUGUGCUUGCUAUCAAAAGGGCUUGGGGUAAUGCAGAUGCGGACAAUGAAAUUCGGACCUCGUUGGCAAAACCUGACGUUGUUAGCAGGCUUGUGGAGAUACUCUUCAACUCCUUGGAUAUUCGGGUGUUAAGGACGACCAUUUAUCUACUGUCAGAGCUGGUUGCAAGGGAUGAAACUGUCAUGCAGACACUCAUGCAGAGUUAUCCCAAUAUUUUGGAAAAAGUAGUUGUGCUGCUUAAGAAGGGGAUCUUUGAGGCUGCUACAUUAAUUUCACUUCUGAGGCCAUCAUGGGCAAGUCUUGUAGCCAUGGAUCUGAUUCAUUCCCUACUUGCAGUUGUGAAGGCAGCAGUGCAAGAAGGAAGUGAGCAACCACGGAUGUAUUUGAGGCCAAAGACUGCUGCUAUCCUUCUUUUGAUGGAAGUUCUUAAGGGAGAUGAUGGUAAUGUCCAUAAGGUUGGUGGUGCUGUAAUUGCGGAGAAGGCGCUUGAGAAUGUAGUCAGUAGCCUCGAGUCUGAUAGAACCGAGGAGAGAAUUGCAGCUAUUAGAAUCCUAUUAAACUGCAUUAAAGAGAAAGGAAGUUGCAGGAGAAUAAUUGCUGACAAGGUUAAUUUGUCUUCUGUCUUUGGAAUCUUUAUGAGUGCCAGUGUUGCGGAGAAGUUUGAAAUUGUUGGUUUCCUGUCUGAACUCGUCCGCAUAAACAGGACAUGCAGCGAGCAGCUUCUGCAAAAGAUGAAGGAUGAGGCUUCUUUCAGCUUAAUGCAUGGCCUUCUUCUCUACCUACAGACAGCUCUGCUAGACCAGUGCCCUGUGAUCGCUGGUCUCCUACUCCAACUUGAUCUCUUGGCAGAACCUAGAAAGAUGAGCAUAUAUCGAGAGGAAGCCAUAGAUGUACUCAUUUCUUGCCUUAGAGAUUCUACAUCUCCUACAGCCCAAAUAGCUGCUGCAGAAGCUAUAAUUGCACUCCCAGGAAGGUUCUCUGCAUCGGGAAAGCCACUUACCCGUUCUCUCCUUCUUAAACGUGCUGGAAUCGACAAGAAUUUGAGAGCCAUGAUGCAAAGAGACCAAAGAUGUCUUAUUGAAAGUGCGGUAGUGGAUAAUUUGGAAGAGGAGAAGGCUGUGAAAUGGGAAAAGAAGAUGGCAUUUGCUCUAGUCAGCCAUGAGUUUGGCCUGAUUUUUGAAGCUUUAGGAGAGGGUCUGAAGAACAGUUAUAAGGAACUAUCUGCAAGAUGCUUUGUUUCAGCAACCUGGCUUGCUUCUAUUCUAGGAGAGCUUCCAGACACAGGGGUACGUGGAGCUGCUCGUAUAUGCUUGCUAGAACUUUUUAUUUCAAACUUUAAGUCGGCUCAAGAAGUGGAAGAGAGAGCUCUUGCAAUGCUUGCCAUGAAUAGCUUUAUACAUGACCCUGAUGGUUUCCAAGUUCUUACUUCACAUAUGAGAGACAUACUGAAAAAAUUGAGGGAAUUGAAGGAGGUAUCCUCUUUAUCAGCUGAAAUGAUUAAGGCUCUUACAGGACAGCAAGAACCCAAUGCUGGUAUCUGGUUUCAUAAAGAGUUGUUUCAAAUGAGUUGCAGUAUGAAUGGAGGAGUGCUAGCUAUGAAUUGCUACAGAGAUCUUAUUUUUAGUGGCCAUUCAGAUGGAACAAUCAAGGUCUGGGGCAUUGAAGGAAGCCGUCUACACUUAAUCCAGGAAACUCGAGAACAUUCAAAAUCAGUUACAAGCUUGGAAGUCUUGCAGAACAAUGGGAGAUUAUACAGUGGCUCUUUGGACAAAUCAAUAAGGGUCUGGUCUGUGGGUGUGAACAGAAUAGAGUGUGUUGAAGUCCACAAUGUGAAGGAUGUGGUUCAUGGUCUUGCUGUUGCUAAUGCUGUUGCUUGUUUCAUAACCCAGGGACCUGGUGUAAAGGUGCAUCCCUGGAAUGGUAUCUCCAACUUGGUAAUUGCUAACAAGCAUGUUAGGUGCAUCCGUUUGGUACAUGGAAGACUUUACUGUGGAUGCAAUGAUGGCAGCAUUCAGGAAGUUGAUCUGGCAACUGGAACUUCAAUCACAAUUCAACCAGCUACGAGGAAAUUGAUAGGAAAAACUAAUCCAAUUUAUACUCUGGAAGUCGGUGAUGGUUUCCUUUACUCAUCCCACGCUUCUUUAGAUGGGGGACCAACCGUGAAGAUGUGGACUACAGCAUCCUAUACAACGGUGGGAUCAUUAGUGCCUACUGCAGAUGUGCGAUCCUUGGCCAUAACUUCUGAGCUAAUCUACCUAGGCUGUCGAACAGGUAGUAUAGAGGUGUGGUCAAGGGAGAACCACAGGAGAGUAGGAACACUGGAGACUCGGACUAACAGUAAGGUGCUAUGCAUGUCCUUGCAUGCCAACGGUGAAGUUUUGGUUCUUGGAACUGCAGAUGGACAGAUCCAAGCAUGGGAAAUCAGCUAAAAGUGGUCUAGAAGAACACUGGUAUUAAGAAAGCCUGCUUACAAAAAUUUAGUUGAAGGAAUUCAAUUUUCUCUGUUUCCUUUUUCUAUUUCCUCGUAAUCAAUUUGAGGAGUUCAUUCACAUGCUUGUAUUCUUUGGCCUUUCUUCUCGAAAGGCUCCAUAUUGUUGUAAAAAGCGAUACACCGAGCAAACCACGGAAGAGUUGUAUCCCAUUAUUGUACAGAUUGGUCCCUGUAUAGCAAUUUUUACGCAUAAUACUAACGUGAAGUUCAUGUUCAACCAAC